CCCGCUCGUUCGUCAAAAUUUGAAAUCUCUCUCUCUCUCUCUCUCUCUCUUUCUAAGCUCUCUGCGUCAGCUUCUCGGUUCACGUGCCCCCCGCAACAUCUCCUCCAGCGACUUCGGUCAUCUUCUUCACGACCUGGUCAGCUCGUUUUCUCCAGAUUUCUCUCUCUCUCUCUGCCAAGAAACCAUCAAUGGGUAAUUGUUUCAGCAAGAAAAGCCCUUCAACGGUUGUUGCCUACGGCAGCUCUUCGGCCGUAAAGCCACCUCCCGAUUCGAACCCUCCUUGCAGAAUUGAUGUCACGAAAGCGGAGCGCGAGCCCAGCAGCAAGACGUCGCCGCCGCGAAAUCACCAGCGGAAGGAAGCCGAACAGGAGGGCUUCGUCAAAAAGGAGGUCUUCAUCAUCAAGCACCGGAAGAGCCAAGACAGGCGCACUUCUCCUGAAGAAAAGCUGGCCGUCCACGGCGUGGCUCCUGUUGUGGAUGCCGGGAAAUCCGGCGAAGAUGCGGCUCAGGCGGUCAGCCCUCUGGCCACUUCGAGCAAUGGCGGCGAGAGCUUGCCCGUAAAUGGGGCGAGCGCUGUUGGCGUGAGUGCGGGCGUGAGGACGUCCAGCUGUACCAAGGAAGAGGUCGAUGCCAUUCUCAUCCAGUGCGGCCGGCUCAGCCGCAGCUCCUCAGGGAGAGCCGGCGCUGCUUCCGGUGGCAGAGUCUAUUCAGGAUCCAAGAGGAGCUAUGAUUUCGAUAACCAAAACGAUGAUGGUGCCGCCGCUCGGGCUGCCGAUGCUGUGGGAAGAGAGCAACCCGAGAUGAAUGAGGAUGAGCUUGGGGAGAAACGCCAGCACCGGCAGCGCCACCGCCAGUCGACGCCUUCCCGGUCUCACAGCCAGGGGAGUGGGUCGAGGAGGAGGACCCCGAGCAGGGAAAGAGAGCAGCGCUCCUCAAGUAGAGAAAGGAGGGUGAGCCGCUCGCCCGCUAGACGUUCCGAGAACACCUCUCUCUCGAAUUCGAACGCGAGUGCCACUGCCGGGGGCUCUGGCAACAACAGUAGGCCCGGGAAGAUGGUGUCGGUCCCUGCUUCUUUGGUGGAAAAGAGCAACUGUGGCGGCGAUCCUCCGGAAUCUCAAGCCACCGUCAAGAGAAUAUCUGUGAAGAGGAACGUAGGGGAAGCGCAAACAGUGUCGAGAAGCGCUGCGUCGCCUCGUUCCCGGUCACCUGCAAGGCAAAUGUCUGGCGGCGUUGGAAAGCAGCAGAACAGUGAGAACCAACCUUCCCUCAGUCGCAACUCAUCCAGGAAGGCGGAACAAUCUCCGCACAGAAGAAAUCCGCUCAGCGAGAUCGAUACCAAUGCCCGUCAACAGCAACCUCAGCCACCAUCCAACAAGAGCACGCAUAAAGCUACGGAAGACGGCACAGUAAAGGAAGUCGAGGCUCGAGUGACGAAACCGACUGUGGAUAGUAACAACAGCAGAUUCGCUCAUGGGGCUUGCGACAAAACUGGAGGCAAAGUGACAGAGGACAACAAGGGCCGAGGCUGUGAUUCUGCAGAAAAGGAGCAACAAGCUGUCAUGGAAGUUCUAAAGAGGCAAGCACCAAUGUCCGGGCUUGAAAGAGAGAAACCACAGGGAUUGGCACGAAGCCGAUCCUCAAGGCUGUCUGAGCUCGAACUGAAUCCUCAGAUUGUGCCUGAACCCGCGUCCUACACGUCCUUGCUGCUUGAAGACAUCCAGAAUUUUCACCAAAAGCAAACUACCACUUUCUCGGUCCCGGCUUGUGUGACAAAGGCCUGCUCAAUCUACGAAGCAGUCGCCGACCUCAACUCCAAUAAGAGCUCCAAUGCAACCUGCGCCUUGUCCGAGUUAAGAAAAGUUGCGUCCAAUCAAUGCAGCCACAACGGCUACAAUUCCUCCUACUCAGGUAAUGAUCUCGUUAGGAAAUCAGAGGGCAGGGACCCAUUUGUGGAAUCGGAGUUAGCAGUCGACGAUGAUCUAAUGGAGCCGAGCAUUCACAAGUAUGUGACGGUGAAGAGGGGUGGCUUGCUGAAAGGGGAUGACAAGGAGGAGAUAGAAUCCUCAGGGAGCAACAGCUUCGUCGGUUCUGGAACACAGCAAUGGGGAGUGUCUUCUUCGUGGGAGCCUUGUUCGGCAGAUUCAUCCGAUUGCUGGACUUCCACUUCCAAUUCCAAAGCUGUUGUGGACGACUUCAACGCGUUAGCCUUCCAGAGGAUUGCUGUAUCUGAAUCGGGUCGCCAAGCGAGCGAGUCCAGAAGGGACUUGAAUGUUAAGAGGAGGGACUCCGGAGCUCGACAAAAUGGGAUCGGGAGAAGCAGGACAUAGUCCAUGGUUGGUAAUCUUUAUCUUAUGGCGGAUAUCAGUGACUACUGCAUUUGUAGAGCCUCAACAAGAAGCGAGACAGAUUUGUUUCUAUUUUAAGGGUUCGGUGUACGUUUAUCAGCAGUUGCAUACUUGCAGCAUUCCAGUCUUUUCAUUAGGCAACAUUGCAGCUUUCAUUAUUUUUGCACCAUAGAUUGUGCAUAAGUUACUCAUUUAUGUGCUUUCUUUCGGGAGAACUUGCCAUGUGGUUGAUUUUCCUCAUCAGUUACUGUGAUGUAGAGUUUUUAAAGUUUGUAAGGAUUUUAUCCCAUCUA
Molecule: messenger RNA, 2638 nt
Organism: Rhodamnia argentea
Lineage: Eukaryota; Viridiplantae; Streptophyta; Magnoliopsida; Myrtales; Myrtaceae
Exons: 2
Coding region: 189-2327 (712 amino acids)
Source: RefSeq, a predicted model, not a curated record